Molecule: messenger RNA, 5718 nt
Organism: Ylistrum balloti
Lineage: Eukaryota; Metazoa; Mollusca; Bivalvia; Pectinida; Pectinidae
Product: carnitine O-acetyltransferase-like
Exons: 15
Coding region: 75-1958 (627 amino acids)
Biological process (GO): carnitine metabolic process, CoA-linked
Cellular component (GO): peroxisome
Molecular function (GO): carnitine O-acetyltransferase activity
Source: RefSeq, a predicted model, not a curated record
AAAUUCGUCUUUAUCACUACCUGUGAACUUUGUACCUGUCUCUGCAUAUACAAACGUCAUACUUAAACGGUGUCAUGUUGCGAAUACUGAGUCGAUCCACAUCCCGAGGAAUAGUGAGAGUUACCCAGUGUACAUCAACAGCCAUGACACAGCCACCUCCAGGAAAGAUGUUCUCUCUUCAAGCAUCACUGCCCCGCCUUCCAGUCCCUCCACUCGAACAGACCCUCAACAAAUACCUGAAGUCUGUCAGACCCUUACUCAGUGAUGAGGAAUUCAAGACCACAGAACAGAUAGUACAGGACUUCAGUAGAAACCCAGGACCUAAACUUCAGAAACUUUUAGAGUACAAAGCCAACCAGGAGGAAAACUGGCUAUCAGAUUGGUGGAUGAAGACAGCCUACCUUGAGUUUAGAUCACCUGUUCCAGUAAAUGUUAGUCCUGGUAUUGUAUUCCCUCGACAGAGCUACCGAGACAAGGAAGGACAACUGAGAUUUGCAUCCAAGUUAAUUGCUGGUGUCUUGGAUUUCAAGGUCAUGAUAGACACCCAGAACUUGCCUGUGGAACACAUGGGUAAAAAACCUCUGUGUAUGACUCAGUACUACAAGAUCCUGUCUGCUUGUCGGACACCUGGUAAAAAGUGUGACAGUUGGGCCUGUUAUCCACCGAACGAAUCUAACGCUCCAAAGCACAUAAUAGUGGCUCACAACAAUCAGUUUUUUUCACUAGAUGUGUAUGGUGCUGAUGGCAGGCCCCUGUCUGAGGCCCAGAUCUACCGUCAGCUGAAGAGUUUAGUUCAGGAAUCAGCACAGGUGGCUACUCCUGUGGGACUCCUUACCACAGAAAACAGGUCAACUUGGGCCAAGGCCUACAGUGAACUAGUAAACGAUCAGGAGAACAGUGCCAGCCUCAGAAAAAUCAAUCACAGUAUUUGUUUAGUAUGUCUUGACAACAACCUUCCACAGGAUAUGAGUGAUGAACGCAGUGUGGCAGCACAACAAAUGUUACACGGGGGAGGUGAUAGUCUAAACUCUGGCAAUAGGUGGUUUGACAAAACGAUUCAGUUUGUGGUUGGGAGAGAGGGGAUCAGUGGACUAACCUAUGAACACACAUCAGCAGAAGGGCCACCUGUUGUGAUGCUGCUUGAUCAUGUCGUGAAAUAUUGUUCUGAAAACCAUUCACCUGGAUCAGAUACUCCAGCUCCAGCCACUCCCACAAAGCUCACAUUCAACCUCAGUAAGAAUAUCAAAGAAAUGAUAGACACAGCCCGGACACAUCUGGAUGUGCUGGUUGACGAUGUGGAUCUAAAUGUAUUUGUGUUCAAAGAUUAUGGCAAGAAUUUCCCAAAGUCACAAAAGAUGAGUCCUGACAGUUUCCUACAGAACGCUAUACAGCUUGCUUACUACAGAAUACACAACGAGCCAGCACCGCAUUAUGAGACUGGUACAUUGCGGAUGUUCCACCUGGGUAGGACAGAUACUAUCCGCUCAUGUUCAGAGGCCUCACUAGAAUUCUGUAAAGCUUUUGUGAAUUCAAAUACACCUAAGGAGCGUAAGGUUGAGCUACUCAGGAACGCUGUACAAGCACACAAAUCUUACACAAACGAGGUGAUACAAGGUAACGGUAUUGAUCGACAUCUUCUGGGGCUGAAAUUAGCAGCCAUAAAGAAUGGCAUGAAUGUACCAGAUCUCCAUAUGGACAUGGCGUACACCCUCAGUACACACUUCAGAAUGUCAACAAGCCAGGUGCCAGCACACUCUGAUUCUGUACUGGUGUUUGGUCCUGUUGUUCCUGAUGGCUACGGUGUGUGUUACAACCCACAGGAAACACAGGUACACUUUGGAGUAUCAGCCUUCAAUAUAACUCCAGAAACAAACUCUAAGAAUUACAUCAACAUGCUGAGGAAUACACUGCUCGAGAUGAGAGAUCUAUUCCAGGGAUCUAUGCAGUCCAAGCUCUGAUGUAUUUAGACUGCAGAGCAUACUUUACUUUAUAUAUGCUUUUGCUGUUCUGAGAAAAUCAUUUGUUGUUUUGGCUUCCCAUUCCCUCAUCUACCGGCCAAUUCUGAAAACCAUGUACUGUAUGUAUCUGGUCAUUAGACAGUCAUUAUUGUAUGUAGGGUUGGCAGGUUAAGUUAGAAUGUAGACAUGACUGGAUGAAAAUAUGUUCACAAGACUAAAAGGUGAAACCUCUCUAACACUAUUUACAUGUGUAUUACAUGUAUUACAUUUAACUUGGUACAUUUCAUAGUUGUGUGUGAAUAUUAAAGAAAUGCUGUCAACUUUAUGAUAGAAUGGAUGUAAUAUGUGUGAAGUUAUUGAGACAGAGUUUACAUGAUCAGGAUAACUCUUCCAACCAUGUAUGGAUGAGUCUGCCUUUCCUACUCAAGUUUCCAAGCUUUAAUUAGUCUGGAUAACAAUAGAAUAUUAUAAUCCCUCGAGAGUGAUCUAAACUAAGGGGGAAAUAUUCUUAAAUUGGCUAACACAAUGUUUGCAAAUAGAUGACAACUUUAUAAUCUUUCCCAAAUGGUUUAGAUUACUUCAUACAACUCUGAUGAGGAUAAAAUUAUUAUUUUACUCUGAUUACUGUUCUGGGUUUCAUACAUGGAAUUUUGCUGUAUCAAUGCUUAGCAUGGUCAACACGAUGUCAUUGUUUUGUUGCUGUGAUGUCAUACUAUUGUUAUGACAUGGGAAUCCCCCCAAUCUCCCCAGGGGUAUGACAAAGAAAUCUUACCCCAGUAGAAGUGUGGAUGUAUAUGUCCAGGUUAAGAGAAAUCUCAGUCAUGCCCUGUUUUAUUACACAAGUUCCAUUAUAGACAGAUAUCUAGACGGUGUGAUGUGUAGUGUAAGAAUACCCAUCGUGUGCCCCACUGAUGAAAUGAUACAUUUUUUCUGUCUAGGAAGGACUUUGAAGUCUGUAUGCCAUGGAAUCUCUAUGUAUGGUGUAAGUGAUUGUACAGACAUUAGUGAAAAAGUAUGAUCUAAUCUUUUGUUGAUGUUUUUAAAGCAUUUCAACAUUGUUUCAAGUUAAAACAAUUUUUUUCCGUUAAAAAGUCAAAUGCCUGGCUUGUAUUUUUCUUCUGUGGUGCUUGUUUAUUUGUUAUCAUUGCAUAUGAAUGAUAAAAUUUGGAAAAAAAUUGUUUUCUGAAAUCCCAGGUUUGAUUUUGUAUCAUGAAAUAUAGAUGUUGGGAUCCAACAACUUUUAUCAUUCAACUAAGCUGCUUUGGGCUACAAUUAUUCAUUUAAAGGCAAAUUCUGACACAUCGUUUGGAUGAAGAGACAGUUUCUAAGAUGGCCAUAACCUAUUAGACUUACUCAGCGGUUUUCUACUGUAUAAAUAUCCACAGAUGGUUUGAACCCAUAAAUUAAUUGCCUGUCCCAUAUGUUUUGAAUAAACCUGUAAUUUGUCCUCGUACCAUGAAAAAUUAUUUGCUAUAGGACAUUAAAGGUGUGAUAUUGGAGGAUUUGAUACAAAUUUGGUAUAAAUGAAAUGCAGUGUUGUUUGUAUGUACAGCAAGCGUAUCUUUUCCUUAGAUGUAUCAUUACAGAAAUGGAAAAAGCAAUAGUUGACUUUACUUUCUACUUCAGUUUGAAAUCAAUGCCGGAUUGUGCAUUUUGUAGCAGAGAGUGAUCUGUAUAACAAUUAUUGAAUUUUUUUGGGGGGAAGGGAAUAAUACUUUUUAUCCAGCAAUAGGAAACAUCUGAGUUGUGAUCAUGAGAAAGAAUAGAAUUUUUUUAUUUCUGUUUAUCAAUUUUCACUACUGUAUUGUUACAAUAUAUUUGUGUAUAGAAUGUAAUUAUCAGAUAUAUUUAUUAAUUUUCUUUUGAUUCACAUAUAUCCAAUCAUACUAUCAAUUAAUUCUGUCAUAUUGAACUAUGCUUAAUGCUAAUUUAUGAACAGUGUAUAAAAAUCAGAAAGGAGAAAUUUAUUGUUGAUGCUGCUGGGGAUGCAGUACUAAUAAAAUAUGUAAUAUGUUUUACAGUUGUGAAGUGUAGUGAUAUCACUGCUACAUCAUAUUCCAGUGACCAUAGUUGUUAAUAGGAUGUAAAGAAAGAAUCAACUUAACUAAACUAUCCCUUUCUCAUGGAAGUUUCCAAUAUUGCUUCUUCAAAACCAAACUACAGAAUUAUCACAAUUGUAGGUGAUAAAAUUAUAUCAAACAGGUCUCGACUUGUAAAAUCAAGAAUGCUAGUGAAGAAAUUUAUUUUUACAAAGCCUUAAUCAUUCCUUUUUCUUUCUAUUUGGAUAGUCUUUAUGUUAUGUGUUCCAAAAUUUCUACCUCGAACAAUUUCCUGUUCUGAAGACAAAGUUAAGGAAUAUACAUGUAUAGCAACAAAUCACCAUGAUUUAGUGGUGUGAUGAUUUCUGUUACAAUUAAUGGUCAAUGUUUCCAUCAACUCAGUAUAGUUUAACACUUAUCUGAUACCUUAUUAUAGUACUGUUAUGUAUCGGCUUAACAUUUGUAUAGGAUAUGUUAUAGAAUUUGCAGUUAUUGACUUAAACACGGAACUUAUACAAGCAUAUUUGGAUUAGCUUUUUGGAAGGGCUGAUGAGAGAAGCAUUCCUGAUUUCCAGAUAUCAAAAUAUAACACAUGGUCGGUAAUAUCCAUGGAGACAACAAAAAAACUUGAUACGAUUCAAAUCAGCUCUGUUUACAAAGUCUAUACUGGUUUUACUCAUAUUGAGAUUCUUUCACUUACUGAGUUACAGAGGAACAUUUGCCUAAGAUUGUUUUUCAUGAUUUUCCAUUAAGCUGUCAAUAUUUCACCCAGUGUUAAAAGCACCCUAAAUACACCAAAAGUCCCAUAUAUUCCAACUUUAUCAUCCAACAUGUAGCCAACCAUUUAUUGAUGUUUGCCCUGUUUUUAACAGCAUCAAAAUUUCUAAGUAUACAGUAAUUUGGAACGUUUUACCCGGGAAUAUACCAGUAAAACACCUACCCCUGCCCCCACCCUCUCCCAGAACUACAGGUUCUGUUUAGGGCUAUUCCAGUAAAACACCUAUCUCACCCACCUGGACUUCAUGUUCUGUUUAGGGCUAUUCCAGUAAAACACCUAUCUCACCCACCUGGACUUCAUGUUCUGUUUAGGGCUAUUCCAGUAAAACACCUAUUGAAACUAGAGAAUUGAUAGUGCAUAACAUUUUACACAAAGACUUGUCGCUAGUUGUUCGAAAGGCUUCUCAUGCAAGACAAAGUCCUUGAUUAUGACUUGUUUCAAGCCACUGUAGGAAGCUGACCCACAUUUACUUUAUUGUAAUGUAUUUCAAGCAAUGAUGAUAAAAACAGUAAUGAGAGUUGUUAGGUAUUGUAAGAAUGUUUGACCUGAUAAGCUUGUGUGAUAACCCAUUGAAUCAGUUGUUUUAAUGAAAUAAUCUUCAGUUCUCCUUCGAAAGCUUUAGUUGAUUAAGGACUGUGUACAAUUCGGAAAUGUGCAGCAUUGAUAUCUCUUGAUUAAAGGAAAAGAAAAAAUGAUUCUGUGUAACAUGAAUGUAUAUGUAGGAUAUAACUGGCUUUUCCUGACUACUUUCUAUUCUUCUUAAAGAUUUACCAAAAGAAUAGCACACCAAAUAUCUAAAGCAUGUCAAUAGGGACACAUUGUUGUUUUUGCUGCAGUUGAUAGCAAAUAUUCUUGGAUUGGGUUGUUUCGGAUUGAAUAUGCAGAAUUGUAUGGUCAUCGAGUUGUUGAUAUGACUGAUUGAAAUAAAAGUGAUUGAAAUACA